Messenger RNA from Daktulosphaira vitifoliae (grape phylloxera), 1492 nucleotides. RefSeq names its product protein embryonic gonad-like. The transcript is spliced from 3 exons. Gene Ontology annotation, biological process: regulation of DNA-templated transcription. The record is from RefSeq and is a predicted model, not a curated record. Bases 669 to 1289 code for a protein of 206 amino acids. Lineage: Eukaryota; Metazoa; Arthropoda; Insecta; Hemiptera; Phylloxeridae. Gene Ontology annotation, molecular function: DNA-binding transcription factor activity; zinc ion binding; sequence-specific DNA binding.
CGCUUAUAACAUUAAUAAACGUUUAAGAGGAAGGUUGUCUUAUUAAAUUGUCCUUGUUCAUAAUACAGGAAUUCCCAGAAUAAUCUUUCAUAUUUCAAAUUACCCAUUAUGUAAGUUGGUAACACAAUUUUUUCUAGCCAAUGAAAGAAAGUUUACUUUUCAUUAAUAAAUUGUCACUGUGAAAUUGUGGACUGCUGUUUAACGAGGUUUUAUGAAUUGAAAACGUUUUUAAAAUGCACAAAUCACACUUAGAAUAGGAGUGUGGAUCAAUCAGUCGCCGUCUUACGCUGAUGUUCAACUGCUGUAGGUUCCUAAAAGUGUGACCUGGUUGCCUCAAUCAUAAUGCAGUUGAGUCAGAUCAACAGCCAGUGCAAAACUCCGUUAAAUCGUUAACUCUAAAUAAUUGGGAUAGAGAUUAUGAUGAUGACAAUGACAAGUUGUACAUAGCAAUUGCUCAUGUGUUACAGCUAAAUUUCAAACAUCAGAAGAAUAUUAAAUAAAAUUAAAACUAUAUUAAAAAUAUUAUUAAUUUAAAAACUAAAAAUAUUAAACUCAAUAGCCACUAAAAAUUACUGAAAAGUCGCGGAUACGUAUUUCGGAAACAAUGUUACCAUUAUCAACGCUAAAAACAAAAACUAACGCAGAAAUUAGAAAGUUCGAGAAACUCUAUGCUGAUGAAUCAGAAAUGUAAAGUAUGCGAUGAACCAGCUGCUGGAUUUCAUUUUGGAGCGUUUACAUGCGAGGGAUGCAAAUCGUUUUUUGGACGCGCUACUGCCAAAGCACCAACCCUUUCGUUUUUUUUGACUGAAUGCAAGACUAGUGGAGGUCGAUGUGUAAUUGAUAAAAAUAAUAGGACGUCUUGUAAAGUUUGUCGCUUAAAAAAAUGUUUAACGGUAGGCAUGUCAAAGAGUGGCUCCCGUUACGGUCGUCGAUCAAAUUGGUUCAAAAUGCACUGUCUGCUACAAGAACAACAGCAAUUUAACAUAAAACACGGAAUGGAUUCAGCAAACUCAGCUCUAUGUAUUAUGCCAAAAGCAUUGCUUCGUCAGUCUAAGUACUCUGCUUUUCAUAAGCCAAACAAGUAUUGUGUUAACUAUAAUAUUGACGAAAGUUCCAAACCAAUCGACCUCCGAAUAAAACAGUCAAUUACACCUGACCAUGACGACUUCAAAAAUAACAAUAAAGUCAAUAAUCGUCAAUUAUCUCUCGAAAAUUCAAAAAACUACCAAUUAUUGGUGCCACUUGAUUUGACUCGAAAAAACAAAGAUCACAUACUUCUAAGUACCUAGUGUUAAAAAAUAUAUAUUAAACAAGUCGAUUACUUAUUAUAGAAAUAUUAAAAUUGAAUAUUUCAAAUGAGUUAGGUUAAUUCUAUUUUAAGUAAUAAUAAGUUGUUAUUGUUGUAAUAUAGCUUAAAAAAAUGUUAUAUAAUGUAAAAAUCAACAGUGUUAAAAGUAAUGUAAAAUAUACAAUAUAUCAAAAUAUACUUCUA